This is a messenger RNA of Paramecium sonneborni, 5373 nucleotides long. Lineage: Eukaryota; Ciliophora; Oligohymenophorea; Peniculida; Parameciidae. The record is from the annotation of a GenBank genome assembly.
AUGAUUAAAUAAUAUUGGCUAGAGUAUCAAUAAUUUACUAUUGGAUUUUCACAAAUUAUACUUUCAAGAGAUUCUAAAUAUUUCUGGAUCUUUAUUGAAGUAGUUGGUCAUUUUUAAAAACUAGCAUUACUUUUUCUCUUUAAUAUUAUUAUCGAAAUUCUUGAAAUUAGAAUUUAUGAUCACAAUCUUAAAACUACUAAUAAUUACUCUUUGUUUGAGUUGAUUUCAAAAAUUACUGUUCCUACUAUUCUAUUACUAGAGAGUUUGCCUAAUUUUGGAAUUAUAAUUAUACAAUCAUUGAUUAUUUUUUUCCUUUUUGGACCUAUUUUAUUUACCUUCUUUACUAUGCAUAAAGAGAAAUUUGAGUAUUCAACAAUUAAAUAUUGUUCUUCAAUUGAUGAUCAAGAUAAUCUAAAUUGUAUAGUAUUUAAAUAUAUCAUUUUAGAUAAUCUAAAUUUGUUAAAUCGUUCCUACAAUAUGCACAAUUACAUUGAAUAUUUUUUAUAAAAAUAAUUCAUGGGUAAUGAAUAAUCAUCUUUUCAAUAAAUGGAGAAAUUUGCUUAAGCAUCAUUUUUUAAUAUAUAUCCUCAUAUAAUUGUAAUACCAUUACUAAUUUGGAACCUAUUUGUUUGGUAAAUUAUCAAUUAUGAUAAUAAUCUUAAUAGUAUUCAAUUAGGUCUUAUGAUCUUCUUUAGUAUAUUUACUAACGUUGGAACUAUUCUACUAUGGUAUUUAUCAAUGCAAAUUUAAUAAACUUAUACUAUCAAAGACCAAAAUCAUUUAAGAUUAGUAAAAUCAUUUUGGUUUAAUUUAUCAUAAUUUAUUAUACUUUUACCAGUGAUCAUCUAGUAGUUUUAUUUUAUAAUGUAUUCUGAAAGUGAAUAUGAAAAUAAUUCAACACAUUAUUAUUUAAAUAUAGCUAUAAUUCUAAUCAUUUAGAUUGGAAAUUUAAUAGAUUUCUUUAUAUCUCAUCCAUUUAUGGAUACAUACAAAACAUAAACUAUUCUCAUUAUCAUUCCAUUUACAUUAACUGUUAUAAUUUCUCUAUUUUUCUAACAUACUUAAAUUGAAAUCAUCUCAAUUGCUCUUAUAACAGUACCAUUAAUUUCAAAAUUGCUAAAUGAAUUAAACAAAUAUCAAAAUGAAUAAAUUUUAUAUGAAUCUUAAUAUAAAGAAAAAAAGAAAUCAAAAAUAAGAACUCAAACUAAAACUGGACUUCUUGUUGAAGAAGAGUAAUAAUUUGUAAUAGAAAAGGAAUUAAAUAAUUAAAGAUAAAUUUAACUUGAAUUUUUGUAGAAUUAAAAUUCCACCUAUUUUAUUCAAUAUCUAAGAUUAGUAGACUUGAUGAAACUAGAUGAUCAAUAAUCAAUAGAAAAAGACAAUUCUGUCAUCAAUAUUAAUAGAUCUAAAUUCAUAUUAAAUGUGAUAGUUUUAUUAAAGCAACAUAUUAUAUUAUGUGAUAAUAUAUAUUGUUAUUGUAAAGGAUUUAGAGGAGAAACAAGAAGAAUAAUAGAAAAUAAUUAUCAUGAAGUUGAUAUGAAAAUUUACAAAUCGAUUAAGAUAAAAAAUCUCUCAAUAUAGGUUGAAUUGAUUAAAAGAUAUAUCAGAUAUUACACAAAAUUAAUAUUUGAAUUGGAAAAAGAGAAAGGAAAUUUCGAUAUUAUACGAAUUACAUAAUUAUUAACUUAUCUUGGUACUUCAGAGGAAUGCUAUUAGAUUUUGUUAUUAGUAAUGGAAAUGAAAGAGAGAUUGAAUACAUUAUAGAAUAAUUCAUGUAAUGUAGCAAUGACUGUAUUAUUGAGUUAUAUAAAACAUCAGAUUUUAUAAAAGAUGAAUCCUUUAGUAAAAAUAGACGAGGUCGAGGUAGCAUUGUAAUAUAAAGAUUAUCGAAUUACAGAAGUAAGAAGAGAUAGACUGAUAUCUGAAAUGUUUAAUAAUAUUUAAGUAAAAUAUGAAUUCAUUAGAAAAUUGAUUGAUACUAAAUAUAACUAUGAGAAAUUAUACUAAUUGAUUAAUAAUAUGGUAGAUUACAAUUUGGGAGUGAUUAGAAAAAUAGAAUAAUUUAAUUAAUUUUCAUUUUCAAGAACUAGUAUUUUAAUUUAUAUGUUUUAUUCACUUGAAAUUAUUAAUGAUUUUGACAAAUUUAUUAGAUUAAGGAAUUAAUUAAAAACUAAGAAUUAUAAAUUUUUUGAAUUUAAUUUACCAAAUAAUCAUUAAUAAGGUUGGAAAGUGUGUUAUUUUAAAAUUAACUUGGCAAGACAUGCAUAAAAAGGUAAAAUAUAGAGAGGUGAAAUUAUUUAAUUUUCGAAUAAUGCUCCUCAUAUGUUUGGAUAUGGAUAAAGAGAAUUCAAAGAUGAAGUAUUAUCAGUACAUCAAUUAGUAAUUCCUCAUUUAGCAGUAAUUCAUGAUUAAUUAAUUGAAAUCUUUUUGUUAACUAAUAGACCAUAAAUUCUUAGAAAAAAGAGAGGAUUAUUAGGAUACAAAAAGAAUAAAGAUUUGAUUUUUGUGGAAAUGUUUAUUGAUAUAUGUUUUAAUAUAUAAGGAGAUACAUUUCCAAUUUAUUGUUUUUUAAAACAAAUAAAAUCAGAUGGAGCUUAUGAAAAUAUAAAAGGUCAUAUCUUUUUAAAUCAUGAAUUAAGAAUUGAAGGAAUAUCUACAAUGGCUUUAGAAUAAUUUAAAAUGAAAGAUGGAAGAACAUUAUAUUAAAAAAAAAUACACCAUUUAAUCUAGAAUUUUAAGAAAUAUUUAGAUCUGUUAAAUGGCAAAGAAAAAAAGUUUUUAGAAUAAGAAGCUAUUCGUUAUGAAUAGGGAAGUUGUUCUAAGAAAUUAGAUUAUAAUGAAGCAGAAUAAUUAUUAAAUCAUUUCUCUGUUUCAGCUGAUGAUUUAUUAUUUAGAAUACCUAAAGAAGAUACAGUUCCAGAAAUUUAUUGUAUAUCAUGUAAAUUUAUAAUGACUAUUGGAAGAAUCAAUUAAAAAGAAUAUAAAUCAUAUUUAAUUUUACUUUAAAAAAUUACAUAUGCAGAUAAUACAAGUUAAAUUUGGUUAGAAUCUUCAAGAAAUCUAUAAUCAAGAACAAGAACAGAAACUAAUUUUGAUCCAUCUUAAAAUAGAGAUCUUUCUGGAUCUGAAAAACAAGAAGAUAAAAUGUUUACUAAUAGUGAUCAAAAUUGUGAAUUUUCAAACAUUAGUGAAUAAAAACUUAAUUAAUCAAUUAAUUUUUAAGAAUAUUAAUUUCAAAUAGGUCCAAAUUUUUAAAGUCCUUUUGAUUCCUAAAGAGAUCUUCUAUUUCUUGUUAAUGAGGAAAAAAGUUAAACUCCUAAUAUACAUCAUCUAGAAUAAAAUAUUAAUAGUGUUUAAAUUGAUGGACAAAGUCUAUAGUAAUUACAAAUAAUAAAUAAAAGUUAAUAAAAAUUAUAACCUCUACAAAAAUAUCAACAAUCUUAUUUUUAUAAGACUUUUUCAAAGAAAUCAUUUGAUGUUGAUAAUAAUAAUCAAUCAGAAAAUUAAUAAUUUUAAAAAGAAUAAGAAAUUCGUAUUACAUAAACAGCUACUACUGCAAAUAAUGGAUUACCUUCAAUUUUAUAAAAAACACAUCUGUACACUAAAUUCGCUUCUUAAGAUAAUAAUCCAAGAAUAAUCAAUAUGAUUUUAACAAUCGAUUUCUUCAAUUUAUUAUUACUUUUAUUACUAUCCUUUAUAUUCUACUUUAAUUUUUAAUCAAAAUUAGAAGAUAAUAUGAAGAUUGUUGAAAUAUUAAAAGCCUUUGUUACUACAGAUUACACUAAAAGUACAUUAUUAGCUUUAGGAAUUGAUACAAAUUAAUCUAACUAAAAUAAAGAUACAGAUCACUUAAAUAAACUAUUAGAAUUAGUUUAAAAUAACAGUAAAAUUUAUUUGUCUCAUUAUUAAGAAUAUUUAGAUGAUAGUCUAGUCAAAUCAACAUUGUCUAAUAUAAAUAUUAAUUAGUAUGACUUUUACAGUGAAUAAAAUUAAAUAGUAAGUGCAUGGACAGAAUAAUUUUAUGUUAUUUUUAUGUUAUAAGGUUUAUAUGGAAUAGAUCUUAAUAAUGUAACAACUCUCUAACGAUUUAAUAAUUCAUUGACUUCUCUGAUAAGACAAUAUCAUGUACAUAAAGUAACUUAUGAAGAAUUAACAAUUAAAUUCUAAGGUUAAUUAAAUUCAAAUGUUUCAGAUCUAGAAACUGAAUAAAAUCUAUGUUUAAUAAUCUUUACUUUAGCUGAAGUCUUUUUUAUCCUUGCCUAUGUUGUAGUAUUUACUUAAACAUUUAAACUAUUGAAUAGAAUUUUAAGAAGCUGUGAAUAAAUAUCCUUCAAAGCUCUAGAAACUGAAUCAAUUAGAUUACUUUCUUUAUAGCAUCACUAUUAAUAAUCUUCUGAUUUAAAUCUAUAUAAAUUUCAAUUCUAAUUUAAAGACAAAUGUAAUCAAACUAAUAAUUUCACUGAAUUGUUUGGAAGUAAAAGAAUAUCCAUUCGUUAUUAAUAAAUAGUUUAAUAAUUAGAAUAGAAAAAACAAUUUCUUAUUGCUGAUGAAAAACCUUAUUUUCAAAGAUUCUUUUUUCUAUUUUCUAUCAUAACAUAUUUCAUAGGAUUUGCUUACUUUCUGACAGUUAAAUUAUUUAACUCCUAAAAUAUAGAAGAUUUAUAAAAUAAUCUCAAUCUUUUUAAUCAAAAUAUUAUUUACACUGAAUAAUUUUAUCAAAUGAUGAUGGCUGAUUCAGUUUUAUAAAGAUUUUCUAAUUCUAAAUCAAACAUGAAAUAAAGUGAUAUAGUUAGCUAAGAAUAUCAAGAAUUAGUAAAUCAAUCAUACAUUUAAGUUUCUACUUUUACUUAGUAAUUAUCCUCUUCAGCAUAAACAAAUUAUUAUGAUUUAAUGUAAUAUUUAACUACAGAUGCUUGUAUUUUAGUAAAUGAUGAGAUGUGUAGAACUGUAAUUGAUGGAAAACUAUCAUAAGGAUUAAUUUAUUCUAUUGAUUACUUUAAUUAAAAGGUUAGAGAUAAUAUACAAAAUAAUUAUAAUCAAGAUUCUCUAUCAAAAAUAACUAUCUCAGAUUUAUUUGGCUUAAAUUUUAUAAGCAUUGGAUUUGAUACUAUUAUGUUAGAAGGACAAUAUUAUUUAACAAAUAAAUUUCAAGAUGAAAUCAAUACAAGACAAUUACUAUUUGCUUUAUUCAAUAUCGUUUUUUUAAUUUAUUAAGGUUUGGCAUCCUUUUUAUUAUUUCGAUUUUUUAAAAAUCGUUUUUUUAAAAUAAGGCAAUUACCUUACAUUUUACCACCAUAAUCUGUCUACGGCGAAGAUAGUUUUUUAAAAACUUUGGUAUAUGUGGAAAAAAUAUAUGACAAUCUCUCAUAAUGA